UCGAGAACCGGCACUGAAUCUUUAUAUGUAUGAUUGUUAUCGAAAGUCUGUUUUUUUUCUUAUUGAUUUUCGUUCAUUCUUGUUCAGGAACCGCCAAUUUGCGCCAUGAGGUCUCUUAAAAACCUUCCACCUCCUGCAAAUUCAACAACAACUACGUUGAGGUAUUCUGAUCACUCAAUUAAUCUGUCUUUCAUUGAAUCCGAGGCUGAAAUAUCUUCUGUUAAAGCAGCACCUAUUUACCCGAAGCGACAAGGUUUUUUUCCGAGGAAUUUCGAGGAUUUUGGAGAUGGUGGUGCGUUUCCAGAGAUUCUUGUUGCUCAAUGGCCUCUUGGUAUGGGUAGUGGUAGACCCAACAAGCCUGAAUCCAAGGUUUUUCCUGUUACUGUGGAUGCACAUGGAAACGUGGUCUUUGACGCCAUUGUGAGGCAGAAUGAGAACUUACGAAAGAUUGUUUACUCUCAACAUAGUGAUCUUAUUCCCAAGAUGCUCAAAAACGAGGGAGAUGUUGAUGUUGAUGAGGAGUUGCAGAAGGAUACUACCCAAGAAACAAAAGCUGCCAUUGAAAAGAUUAUGAAUGCAGCACAGCCUAGGAAUGUGGUGAAGCAGUUGGAUGACCCAACGUACAUUAAGUAUAAGCCAUCCCUGCAGCAAUCUGUAGCAUUCAAUUCCGGUGCUAAAGAGAGGAUCAUUAGGGUUUCGGAUAUGCCUGUAGAUCCACUUGAUCUACCAAAGUUCAGGCACAAGCGAGUUCCAAAGGCUUCUGGUUCUUCAGAGACUGUUCCUGUCAUGCAUUCACCGCCUAGGGCUGUUACUGUUAAGGAACAACAAGACUGGAAAAUCCCACCUUGUGUUUCCAAUUGGAAUAACGGGAAAGGUUACACAAUCCCUCUUGAUCAACGUGUUGCCACUGAUGGAAGAGUCUUACGAGAGGCUCAGGUCAAUGAUAACUUUGCCAAGUUAUCGGAGGCGCUCGAUGUGGCUAGGGAGAAACUUAGCGAGGCUGUUUUAAUGCAGUUAAAAGUUCAAAGAGAGAUGGCGAUGAAGGAGAAGGAAGGAAAAGAACAGGAGUUGAGGAAUCUUGCUCAAAAGGCUCGUUCUGAAAGGAGUUUUGCUGCAAGUGAGAGUGUUGAUGUCCCAAGAGGGGAUUAUGACUAUGACCACAAGAGGGGAAUGGAAAAGGAAGGGCGGAUUCAGAGGGACGAGAUUCGAGAAGAGCGUCGUAGGGAAAGAGAGAGGGAGAGAAGGAUGGAAGCUAAGAAGAGCAAGAUCACAAGGGACAAAAAUCGUGAUGUGGGUGAGAAGGUUGCUCUUGGAAUGGCAUUUACUGGAGGAAGAGGCGGUGAAGUUAUGUAUGAUCAACGCUUGUUUAACCAGGAGAAAGGAAUGGACUCUGGUUUUGCAACUGAUGACCAAAACAACGUAUAUGACAAACGCUUGUUUACUGCAAAACCCACUCUUUCAACGUUGUACCAGCCAAAGAAGAAUCUGGAUGAUGAAAUGUAUGGAAAUGCAGACGAGCAGCUUGAUAAGCUUAAGAACACUGAGAGGUUCAAACCAGUCAAAGCUUUCAGCAGUGUGGUUUCCGAGAGGGCGGGAAAGAGAGACAGGCCUGUUGAGUUCGAGAAGGAAGAUGAACAAGAUCCUUUUGGUCUUGUCCAGUGGGCGUCAGAUUUGAAGAAAGGUAAGAAACUCUGACAAAACCGGGUCUGGAGGAUGACUUUGGUGGUUCUGGUCGGACCAAGAUCAGUUUCGAACGUGGCAGCUGAAGUCUGAAAUCUUCAUUGUUUUGCUUAUCAUUGGUGUUCCAUAACUUUUAUAUUUUAACUUUACCCCCUUAAUAUUCGGAUUGGAAAUUUAUCUUCCCUUUUCACCAGAGUUGGUUUUGAGAUGGUGGACACUUUGGCUGAUACCGAAGUGAUACCCAUCCAUGAACACCGUUAAAGGUCUUGUUUGAGCAAAUGUACUCUUUUCAGUCUCUUAUUUUCUUUAAAAUGGUCAAUCUUUUAAUAUUCCUAAAGUGUGAAUAUUUCAUUUGGUUUUAUACUUCUGUAAUGUUUGAUGUAUGAAAUCACUUGGUUUCAAGGUUGGACAAAUUGUUUCCUUUUCAGGGUCCUGCUUAAGCAUGUACUUGUGGUAUACUUUACCUAACCAAUAGAUAGCUACAAAUUCA
This is a messenger RNA of Arabidopsis arenosa, 2170 nucleotides long. The record is from the annotation of a GenBank genome assembly. NCBI's taxonomy places the organism in Eukaryota, Viridiplantae, Streptophyta, Magnoliopsida, Brassicales, Brassicaceae.